AUGAUAACUGACAAUUUCUUCACAGAAGACUUGCGUGUAGUGCGGCAAAAUCCGAUUUCGCCUAUGCCGUUCCACCCCCGAGGAUUUAAAAACAACGCGGCUAUGGAUAAACAGGAAGUAGAUGUCGCAAUUCACAUAAACCCAUCAGUCAACCACGGCCGCCAUGCCGAGGCUGACUGCAAUGAUGACAAUUUGGAGAAGCAAUCAACACUUUCCAGCGUCCAAGCUGGAGUCCAAAGGGCUGAUGUACUUCGGAAGAGUUGGACCAAGCAAGGUUUAAUUGUUGUCUUCACAGGGUUGUUUCUGUGCACCUUGGCAAUCAACUUUGCUGAUUAUUCAACUCAAGUUUAUGCUGCAUACACAACAAGUGCCUUCAAGCAACACUCUGCAAUGAGUGCAGCCCGGGUGGUUAUGAACAUUGCGCGCAUUUCUGCCUAUCCAAUCAUUGCAAAGCUGGGAGAUGUCUUUGGCAGAGCGGAAAUGUUCAUAUUAUCCAUCACUCUGUCGGUUUUGGGCUACGUGAUAUAUGCAGCUUGCACAAAUAUUGCCCAGUAUAUGGCUGCCGGGAUAUUCGAGGCCAUUGGGUCAACUGGAUUUGCCCUUACACAGCAAGUUUUCGUAGCGGAUAUGACAUCCUUAGUCAACCGUGGUAUAUGGUCAACACUGCCUGACUCUCUCACUACAAUUCCUACCCUUUACCUUGGGACCAUUGUUGCCCAACGCAUCCUUGACCAUUCUACAUGGCGCUGGGGAUGGGGCAUGUGGGCAAUUGUGUUGCCUGUUGCCUCAUUGCCAUUGAUUGGGACCAUGCUCUUUUAUCAGCGCAGGGCCCCAUCUCCGGUGUCUGUUUCCGAGGCAUUGGGUUGGAAAAAUGAUGAUACCUGGUGGGAAAAGGUGCAUAAGCUCCUCUGGUUUCAACUCGAUUUACCAGGAGCUGUGCUCCUAGUGGCCGGCUUAUCUCUUCUUUUGAUUCCCCUGUCUUUGACUGGUUCCAAUAAUAGCGGCGCGUGGACCAAAGGGUCUUUUGUCGCCAUGCUGGUUCUAGGUGUGGUUUUCUUGGUUGCCUUCUUGGUUUGGGAUGCGUGGUUUGCGAAGAAGCCAUUUGUUCCUUAUCGCAUGAUCAACAACCGCACGGUUGCAGCUGCCUGUCUACUUGGUGCCUUAGAUUUCUUUCACUAUUCGGUAUUCAGUGUCUUUUUCACGAGUUAUUUGCAGGUAGCGGGUAACUUUCCGGCAGGUUCAGCAACCAGAAUUGAUAAUUCUCUCCGAGUGGCAUUUCAGGUUGCUGGCAUCUUCGCCGCUUUCUUCAUGAAGUAUACCAAGCGCUCUCAGAUCUGGGUUCUGACGGGCGUUCCUCUCUGCGUUCUAGGGAUGGGCGUGCUUGUUUACCUUGUGGACAUGGGGGAUGGUCGGAGCGGAAAUGAAGCAUCCUUCGUGGUAGCCAAAUCACUGAUUGGCGUUGGCCGUGGGUUCUAUCAAACGGCCGCACAGGUAUCAGUGCAAGCAAUGGUCUCGCGACAAGAUGUUUCUGUUGUCACAGCAGUAUUCUUCGCCUCAAUGAGUGUUGGAGGUGCGAUUGGAACGAGUGUUGCUGGGGCGAUAUGGCGCAACACUCUGCCAAACAAAUUGCAGCAAUACCUUCCUAGUGACCUGAAGGAUCAGGCCAAGUCGAUAUUUGGAUCUAUUGUGGUCGCUCGGAAAUACGCCAUAGGCACUGAGGCUCGUGAAGCCAUCAAUCAAAGCUACCGAGAGUCUCAAAAGUUACUUGCGAUUGCCGGGCUAAUCUCGCUCUCACUCAUGCUUAUAGUGAUGCUGUUUCUGAAAAAUGUGAAGCUGGAUGAAGCUGGAGGGGCCCAAACAGAAGAAGAAGACCACUCUCACUUGGCUAUUGAAACCAUGACUGAGAAAGAUCGCAGUUGA
This is a messenger RNA of Penicillium soppii, 1920 nucleotides long. RefSeq lists its product as uncharacterized. Gene Ontology annotation, biological process: siderophore transmembrane transport. NCBI's taxonomy places the organism in Eukaryota, Fungi, Ascomycota, Eurotiomycetes, Eurotiales, Aspergillaceae. The transcript has 7 exons. The record is from RefSeq and is a predicted model, not a curated record. Gene Ontology annotation, molecular function: siderophore-iron transmembrane transporter activity. Bases 1 to 1920 code for a protein of 639 amino acids.